CAUUUAUGCUAAUUAUUACGUUCUCAGCAUUGACUGCUGGAUAAUAAGGGAAACCAACCGCCGUACAGAGAAAGCUUCACCGUUCCAACGGUAACAUGACACAGCUUCAUCCUUCAUAAUAUAAUCAAACCAUUCUCUUCACGGAGGGAGAGACUUUCUUAAUUAUCUAAAAAUCUCAUCUUCUGAUAUUUAUCAAAAAAUAAAAUAUAAAGCUCUGAGAAAAAAAAGGCCUUUAACUUGAAUCAUGGGAAUGGAUUUUGGCGACGGCCUUUCCUUCGCCGCCGUUGUCCCCACAGUAUACAAGCGAGAAGACUAUAAGCAAACAAAACACGACUCCAUUUUCUCCAACUGGAAGGUUCUGAUAGGUUCGGAGGAUUGGGAGGAUUUCAAGAAGGGGAAAGACGGUGUAGGUAGAUACAGAGUCCAGAACUUACCUCGUAAAUCUUGUCCUGGUCUGUAUGAGCUAGGUGUAGCAGUCAUUGACCAAGCCCGAAAGCUUGACUCGGAUGAUGUUCUCGCUGCGUAUCUAGGACAAGCUGAAAGUGUUAGAUCUAGGCUUCAGUCUUAUGGACGAUCCGGUGCUCAUUUGCGCACUGUUAACAACAACAACCUUGAUGGUUAUUGUGAGUCUCCUCCAGAUAAGAAGGCGGGUUUGUUUGAGGACAUAUUCAUGAAAGAUGGCUCGGUUGUCUAUAGAUGGGCUCCGAUGGGGUCUAAGAGGGAAGCUGAGGCAACGGAAGGGAUGCUAUUGAGCACGUUUGACUAUGCGUGGAACAAAGGAAGCAACGGGGAGCGACGCCAGCUUGAUUUGCUUAAGAAGCUCGGUGAUCUCGAGUUUAUUAGCAACAGAGAGUCACGGGUAUCAGAACGGGUGCUCUUUCCUUUUCUUCAGAACCAAGUUUCAUCAGAAGAGAGGAAGCUAAGCUGUGAUGUUGUUGGUGAAGAGAAGAGUAGCAAUUUACUCACUUCCAUAAUCAAACUCUCCCGAUCUAGACCUCAGCCAGUUUCAGACAAACUUGAUGAGGUUAAUAGUUCUUGUUCUGAUUCUGUUUGUGGAGUCAUACUCGAAAAUGGGGCUUGUUGCAGUAAAAGUCCGGUUAAAGGAAGAAAGAGAUGCGUAGAGCAUAAAGGUCAAAGAAUCUGCCGUGUCUCACCGGUUAAACAACAGCCCGAGACUUUGGUCUACAGACAAGAUUACAAACAAGAAGACACUGAUGUUGUUACCUGUGGAGUGAUCUUACCAAACAUGGAGCCUUGCAGUAAGAGACCUGUUCCAGGGAGAAAACGGUGUGAGGAUCACAAAGGCAUGAGGAUCAACGCUUCCCUCUUUCUUCUUAACCGGACAGACCGUGAGAAAACCGUCAAAGAAGAAGAAGAAGAAGUAGCUUCGCCUCGCUUCUGUGAAGCUACGACAAAGAGUGGUGCGCCUUGCACGAGAAGCUCUCCUAGAGGAAGCAAGAGGUGUUGGCAACACAAGGAGAAAGAGAAUAUUCAUCCGGUGGUGGCCGGAACACAAGUAAGAUGUGGUGUUAAAGUGUGUGAUGGAGUGGUCUGUGAGAGAUCUCCGGUAAAGGGACGUAAAAGAUGUGAAGAGCAUAAGGGAAUGAGAGUCAUCAUCAUCCCAUCUUGACUUUUGGUUAAGCUCGCUGUCCCACCUAACUGCCAAUUGUUUGUACUAAUUAAACCGGUUUGUUUGUUUAUUGUACCAUUUUCUGUACCGAAUUAAUUAUUAUUUAAAAUCAGUUAAAC
Brassica oleracea var. oleracea is the source of this 1749-nucleotide messenger RNA. RefSeq lists its product as uncharacterized. The record is from RefSeq and is a predicted model, not a curated record. The coding region runs from base 245 to 1630 and encodes 461 amino acids. Gene Ontology annotation, biological process: regulation of DNA-templated transcription. The transcript is spliced from 3 exons. Gene Ontology annotation, molecular function: DNA binding. NCBI's taxonomy places the organism in Eukaryota, Viridiplantae, Streptophyta, Magnoliopsida, Brassicales, Brassicaceae.